GCCUCAUCACGCCCGCCGGAGACCGAGCGAAACCGGAAUAAAUCAUCCCGCCGAGCCGUAUGAGGGAACUCCAUAGCUGUCACUUGUGCCCUACUCUGAUCAUCUCAAGAGCGCUCAUCAACGUGCUACUGUGCUGCCUGGGGGAGAGCAAUGGAGGAUGGGAAGCCAGUGUGGGCACCCCACCCCAGCGACGGGUUCCAGCUGGGCAUGAUUGUUGACAUAGGAGCCGACACACUCACCAUCGAACCACUGAAGCAGAGGGGCAAGACCUUUCUUGCAUCUAUGAGCCAAGUCUUUCCUGCAGAAGAUGAUGUCAACAAGCAUGUAGAGGACAACUGUUCGCUGAUGUACUUGAAUGAAGCCACUCUUCUCAACAACGUCAGAGUGCGGUACAGUAAAGACCACAUCUACACAUACGUAGCCAACAUCUUAAUAGCUGUAAACCCGUACUAUGACAUUCCCAAGCUAUACGCCGCCGAGACCAUCAAGUCAUACCGGGGGAAGUCCCUCGGCACCCUUCCGCCUCACGUCUACGCUAUCGCCGACAAAGCCUACCGGGACAUGAAAGUUCUGAAAAUUAGCCAGUCCAUCAUAGUUUCUGGUGAAUCUGGUGCUGGAAAGACAGAAAACACCAAAUUUAUCCUCAGAUAUCUGACCACAUCAUACGGAACGGGCCAGGAUAUUGAUGAAAGAAUUGUGGAAGCAAAUCCCCUUCUCGAGGCCUUUGGAAAUGCAAAGACUGUCCGAAAUAAUAACAGCAGCCGCUUUGGAAAGUUUGUGGAGAUCCACUUCAACGAGAAGAAUGCAGUGGUGGGUGGGUUUGUAUCCCAUUACUUGCUGGAAAAGUCAAGGAUCUGCAUGCAGAGUAAAGAGGAGAGGAACUACCAUAUUUUCUACAGGCUGUGUGCCGGUGCCUCCGAGGAUAUCAAAAAGAGGCUGCACCUGGAUUCUCCAGACAGCUUUAGGUAUCUGAAUCGAGGAUGCACAAGAUACUUUGCCAAUAAGGACUCUGAUAAGCAGAUCAUGCAGAACCGCAAGAGUCCAGAGCACCUAAAGACCGGCGCUCUGAAGGACCCGCUUCUUGACGACCAGGGAGACUUCAACAGGAUGUGUGUGGCCAUGAGGAGGAUCGGCCUGGAUGACACCGAGAAGCUGGACCUGUUCAGGGUGGUUGCCGGCGUGCUGCACCUGGGUAACAUCGACUUUGAGGAAACAGGAAGCACCUCAGGUGGAUGUGUGUUGAAGAAUCAGUCAGGCCAAACUCUGGAAUAUUGUGCUGAUCUGCUGGGUUUGGACCAGGAUGACCUGCGGGUCAGCCUCACCACCAGAGUCAUGCUGACUACAGCAGGGGGCGCCAAAGGAACAGUUAUCAAGGUGCCUCUGAAGGUGGAACAAGCAAACAAUGCCCGCGAUGCCCUGGCGAAAGCGGUGUACAGCCGCCUCUUUGAUCAUGUGGUCAAACGAGUCAACCAGUGCUUUCCCUUUGAGAACUCCUCCAACUUCAUCGGGGUGCUGGACAUUGCUGGCUUUGAGUAUUUUGAACAUAACAGCUUUGAGCAGUUCUGUAUCAAUUAUUGCAAUGAGAAACUGCAGCAGUUCUUCAACGAGCGUAUUCUGAAGGAGGAGCAAGAGCUGUAUCAAAAGGAAGGGCUUGGAGUGAAUGAGGUGCAUUAUGUUGACAAUCAGGAUUGUAUAGACCUGGUGGAAGCGAAGCUAGUGGGCAUCCUGGACAUUUUAGAUGAAGAAAACCGUCUACCACAGCCCAGCGACCAGCAUUUUGCCCUGGCUGUGCACAACAAACACAAAGAUCACUUCAGAUUGACGGUUCCUAGGAAAUCUAAAUUGGCCAUUCACAGAAAUGUCCGGGACGACGAAGGCUUCAUAAUUAGGCACUUUGCUGGAGCAGUGUGCUAUGAAACGACCCGAUUUGUGGAGAAGAAUAAUGAUGCCCUCCACAUGUCCUUAGAAAGCCUGGUGUGUGAGUCAAAGGACAAGUUCGUACGAGAACUAUUUGAGAACUCCAACAACGGCAAAGACUCCAAACAGAAAGCCGGCAAACUCAGCUUCAUCAGCGUCGGCAACAAGUUCAAGACCCAGCUGAACCUGUUGCUGGAGAAGCUCCGCAGCACGGGAUCGAGUUUUAUCCGCUGUGUCAAGCCUAACCUGAAGAUGAUCAGCCACCAGUUUGAAGGAGCCCAGAUCCUCUCUCAGCUGCAGUGCUCAGGCAUGGUGUCGGUGUUGGAUCUGAUGCAGGGGGGAUUUCCCUCCAGAGCCCCCUUCCACGAACUCUACAACAUGUAUCAACAGUACAUGCCUGACAAGCUCACACGUCUGGACCCUCGCCUCUUCUGCAAGGCUUUGUUCAAAGCCCUGGGGCUGAAUGAUAAUGACUACAAGUUUGGACUGACCAGAGUGUUCUUCCGGCCUGGAAAGUUUGCAGAGUUUGAUCAGAUCAUGAAGUCCGAUCCCGACCACCUUGCAGAGUUGGUGAAGAAGGUCAGCAAAUGGCUCAUCUGUAGCCGCUGGAAGAAGGUUCAGUGGUGUUCCCUGUCAGUCAUCAAAUUGAGGAACAAGAUGAGUUACAGAGCCUUGGCGUGUAUUAAGAUUCAGAAGACGGUCCGCAUGUGGCUGUGCAAGAGGAAACAUAAGCCGCGCAUCGAUGGUAUGGUGAAGGUGUGUAACCUUAAGAAGCGGAUGGAGCGGUUCAACGAGGUGGUGAGCGGGCUGAAAGAGGGCAAGCAGGAGAUGGCCAAACAGAUCCAGGACGUAGCCACCUCCAUAGACUCCCUCCUGACCAAAAUCAAGGCGACAGUGAUGACCCGGAAGGAGAUUGACACAGAGUACCAUGGGCUGACCAAGCGUUUAGAGCUGCUGCUUUCCUCCAUGCAGAAGAAGAAACAGGAGGAGGAAGAGGGGGAGAGGCUGAAACGCAUUGAGGAGGAGAUGGAAAGGGAGAGGAAGAGGAGAGAGGAGGAAGAAAAACAACGCAACCAGGAGGAGGAGGACAGAAGGAUGAAAGCAGAAAUGGAGCUUAAGAGGAAGCAAGAGGAGGAGGAGAGGAAGAAGAGGGAGGAGGAGGAGAAGAUCCUACAGGCGGAAUUGGAGAUCCAGCUGGCUUUGGAGCGUGAAGAGCAAACCCAACGUGCUGCCAUGUUGGAGCAGGAGAGGAGAGACAGGGAACUAGCCAUGAGAAUCGCCCAAAGUGAGGCGGAGCUCAUCACAGAGGAGGCACAGUUGGAUGCCAGCUUGCGCAGUGAUGAAUAUUUGUCAGGACUGCCUAUCUCCUCAUCCUCAGCCAAAGUCAUGGGUCCUCAGGUGCAGGCGACUAAGGCUGCUGCUGGUGUGAAAAAGUAUGACCUGAGCAAGUGGAAGUAUGCUGAGCUACGAGAUGUUAUCAACACUUCCUGUGACAUUGAGCUGCUGGCAGCAUGCAGAGAGGAGUUUCACCGUCGUCUGAAGGUCUAUCAUGCGUGGAAGACCAAGAACAAGAAACGUGACGAUGACGGAGCCGAUCAAAGGGCUCCCAAAUCCAUUACAGAUUAUGCCGAGCAGAACCCAGCUCCUCUGAUGACAGCCCAACAACAGGAAGUAGCCAUGAACCGCCAGCAGCGCUACUUCCGCAUUCCCUUCAUCCGGCCCGCUGACCAGUACAAGGACCCCCAGAACAAGAAAAAGGGGUGGUGGUACGCCCAUUUCGAUGGGCCUUGGAUAGCCAGGCAGAUGGAGCUCCACCCUGACAAACGCCCUAUUGUGCUGGUGGCAGGGAAAGAUGACAUGGAGAUGUGUGAGCUGAGCCUGGAGGAGACGGGUCUGACCAGGAAGAGGGGGGCAGAGAUCUUGCCAAGGCAGUUUGAAGAGAUUUGGGAACGCUGUGACGGGAUCCAGUACCUCAGGAAUGCCAUUGAGAGCAAGCAGGCCCGCCCCACCUACGCCACUGCCAUGCUUCAAAAUCUCCUCAAGUGAACCAGAGCACCGAGAUAAGCCGAUAUCACACAACCACGAGCUUUGGGCAGCAUCCUACUUUACUUCCAAUUAGCGCGUGCGCACAAACACACACAAACACACACACACACACACUUUCACACAAACACAUUAUUGCACAUGCACACACAUGUACAUACAUACCAGUACACAUGGACCGUGCACAUACCCGUAUCUGUGGUUUGUGGGACGGGGUAAAAGGUAAUGGAUGAGGAAGAUGAUGCCCACACAAGUCUCACUGAAGGUAUUCAGUGUUCUGUUCUUGGAGUGUCUUUUUUUUUGUAUUAUUAUUUGUCUUUAUUUUGCUGUGUAACACCUUAUUGGUGGAGAAUUAGAAUUUGUAUGCACCCCUCUUUUCAAUCUAUGCUGGAAUGGGAUAUCCCACUUUGAGGCCUUAAAGUGCAAUAUCACUGCACUCUCGCUCAUAAAUUGGUAUAUUUGAUAUUUUGGGGAAAAACAAAAAAAAAGUGUUGUGGAGCUCUCAAAAAUACUGUGAAAUUAUCUCUGCCUGUCUGAAAGUUUGUUCACGGCUUUUUGGUGUUCGGAAUCACACUGUUAUUCAACACUACAGCUUAGAUAAUUAAGAUUUGCAUUUUUUUACUCGUUCUAAGUAGCUUACAUGAGAUGAAAGGGAAAAAUGAACGAGGAAGCAUUUAAUUUGCAAAAUCCUGAUGACAUCAGGAGGGUUUAGAGUAGGAACUAUGUAUACCUUAUUAAGAGUUAACAAAUACAUAAGCCAUAGCUUAGUGUCUUAUACUACCCUUGUCCAAGAUCUGACAUAUUAGACAUCAAAUCAGAUGGUCUGAGUUUGGCUGUUUCUUCUUUUUUAUGGUUGCAUAUAAGGAUUACCAUAUUUAUAUUACACUUUGUAGGGACAGAUUUAUUUUCUCUCCAAGAAUGCACUUUUUGAAAGUACUGGAUUCAUCAGCACCUGUGUUGUGUCUUUUCUCAAAAAAUAUCAAUGUGCUUUUAGUGCUGAAAUGGAUAAAAAGCAGACCUGUUUUUUGCUAUUGAUAAAUAUGAGGGACAUUUUUGGUUUUCAAAAUGAUCUUUCUUGGUCUGAGGGCUGGAACUGUUUUUCAGACAAGCUUGUAUUUUUGUUUUUUUUUCUUGUGUGUUUGUGUACUGUUUUCUCUCCUCAAACUUCAGAUGAUUCCUGGCAUUCGUCUGUCAUCUCAUUGUUCAGAAGGAAGUUAGUGGUGUUUCUUUCUGUGUACUUACACUCAGCUAAGGUAAAGAUUAUCGACAAGACCUGAUUUAAUGUCGUAUUUUCCCUUUCUGAUCUUCAGUUGCACAUUGAUAUUGGCUUUGGAAUAUGGUAGAAAAUAAAUGUAUGUCACCGUAUUGUUCAUUGUUUUAUUU
Lampris incognitus (smalleye Pacific opah) is the source of this 5343-nucleotide messenger RNA. It is a transcript of the gene myo6b, whose product is annotated as myosin VIb. The coding region runs from base 151 to 3963 and encodes 1270 amino acids. The transcript has 33 exons. NCBI's taxonomy places the organism in Eukaryota, Metazoa, Chordata, Actinopteri, Lampriformes, Lampridae. Gene Ontology annotation, molecular function: ATP binding; microfilament motor activity; actin filament binding. Gene Ontology annotation, cellular component: actin cytoskeleton; myosin complex; ruffle. Gene Ontology annotation, biological process: actin filament organization; vesicle transport along actin filament; inner ear auditory receptor cell differentiation. The record is from RefSeq and is a predicted model, not a curated record.